GUGAAUUGUCUAUUUGGUUUUAAAUAAUUUAAUUCUAUUUGUUUGUAGAAAAAUUAAUUUUGUUAUAACUAUGGUAAAAGCAGCCAAGAUGCAUGAGAUUAGUGACAACUGUCUCACAAUGUAUUCAUUAAAUGAUGUUGUUCUCUAUAUAGCAAAUUCAUAUUACUCGGAUUAUUUAGAUUCUGUCGGUACAGUAUAUUUAACAGAAUAUAUAGAAACAAGAGAACGCUUUUUCGAAUGGAAGCCCAAAGAAGUUAAAGUUCUAAUCGAUGAUGAUUGGAAUGUUGUUAAUAACGUAGCAGGUUGCUCGGAUGAGCAACCAAAAUACAUCAAAAUAAAGCUAGAGACUAUUUAUGGAUAUUGGACUUCUAUAGAAAUGAACAAAUUCAAAGUGAUGGAUAACAAAAAUGAUGUCCAUUGCGCUCUAACGAUUAAAGAAGGAACAUUCGAAAUUUUAUAUGACGCAAUGAAUGCAUUAUUUAUAAACCAGAAAUAUAAGAAUCCUCUCCAUCAUCAUGCAGUGCUCAAUCCUUUCGAAGAAUCGUCCGAUAUUUACAGAGCAUUUUUAGAUCUGGAAAUGUUUCUGGAUAAAGAGACAGCGAGCAAUCUCUGGCAUUUCAUAAGUGCAUUCCAGGACCUUCCCAACCAAUUGAUAGAGGCUAGUUUAGAGAAACUAGGAUUUUCCUGCAAAAUCGAUGAUACUAAGAGAAUAGAUUCGACCGCAGUAUCGAAAGUCGAAGGAACUCCAAUACAAAUGCCAAAUUUCCCACCACUUAUUAUCAAAAGUAUGCCGUUCACAUACUAUGAAUUUACUAAUGACAAUAUGAAUUUUGAUGCAUUUAAGCGACGUGUUUUAGAAGGAGGUAUUAAUCCGGAGUGUCGUCCAAAGAUGUGGAAAUAUCUAUUAGAAUACUAUCCUUGGAAAAUCAGUCACUCCGAACUUAAACAAAUUGAUGAUAAUUGUAUUGCUAGAUACGAAUACACGAAGGAUAAAUGGGUAAAAUUGGCCGAACAAGAUUAUAGAAGUCGCGAGGAUUUGAAAAUCCGUAUUUCCGCCAUGUUGAGAGAAAUAGAACUAAAGAAACACAUUUGGUCCCAAGUGCCCUCAAUGACAUACACCAAAAUCAGUCGAAUGCUAAAGACAUUAGUGAUCCAUAGUAACGAAGUGGGUUAUCUGUAUGGAAUGACGGACCUUUUGCUACCGUUUGUAAGAGCAACGGGUAGCGAAUCCGAUUGCUUCUGGUUGCUCACUCUGCUUCUAGAUAGAUAUCAUAAUUCUGAGUUGAAGAAAAAUGAUAUUCCAAAUCAACUAAAUGAUAUAUAUAAAAUCUUGAAGAUUCUCGAUCCCCAAUAUGCGAAAUAUUUUAAGUCAAAAAAUUGCAAGCAUAUGUACUUCUGCAUAAGAUGGCUAUGGUUAUUAUUCACUAGAGAGUUUGUUGAAAACGAAAUUCAAACAUUAUGGGAAGUGCUGUUUUUGGAUUUGCCAUGCCCUAAUUUCCAUCUGCUGGUAGCAAUUGCAAUUUUGCAAACUCAAAAGGAAUACAUCAUGGAAAAUGAUUUGGAUUACUUGGAAAUUAUGAAGCGCGUAAAUACACUGAAAGGUACGUUGAGAGUAAAUGCGAUUAUAGACGAUGCUCAGACGUUGCACGCCCAAUUGGAAGAGAUACUCAAAAUCCCGGACAAUAUCAGAACUAUUAAGGGUAUGAAUCUGUCUCAUUUAGAUGAUUUAGAUGACUCCACGGAUAGCGUCAUAAGAGACCUGGUCGCGAACUUGAGGGCCGCAUGUAAUGAGUGAACAUUAUUUUUUUUAAUAUUUUAAAUUUUUUCAUCUUAUUAUAUAAUCCAAUAAACACAUUUUAAACAAUCAA
This is a messenger RNA of Nicrophorus vespilloides, 1868 nucleotides long. RefSeq names its product TBC1 domain family member 15-like. The record is from RefSeq and is a predicted model, not a curated record. Gene Ontology annotation, biological process: activation of GTPase activity. The coding region runs from base 71 to 1795 and encodes 574 amino acids. The transcript has 5 exons. Gene Ontology annotation, molecular function: GTPase activator activity. Lineage: Eukaryota; Metazoa; Arthropoda; Insecta; Coleoptera; Silphidae.